AUGCGGCUGAAAGGGAAGAUGUUUCCUAGGUUUCAUAAUCGCCACACUAUGAGUUACUUUCACUUAUACAGUGUUUUUAAAAAACGAAAAAAUAUAGAGAAAUUUCUGAAGUUGUAUGAGAAAACUGUGCUGAGUGAAGUUUUACAACAACGCUAUGAGCAGCACGUCCUCAUUAAUGAAGCACAGGCAACCAUCGCUCAGUCCGCGUCGUUUAUAGAAUCCCAGGAGAAGAACCAAGUGGAGUUGGAAACCGAACGCAAAGUACAUCGAGAAGAGCGGGAAGACGACGAGUUGGCGCAGUUCGAGCAAAUACUUCAAGAGUUGGAUCAAGCAAGAGCAAAAAUUGCUGAGUUGGAGAAGUUGAUUGGUCCGUAUCAGGAGCAGCUGGAGGUUUAUCAGCACGAGUUGAAACUGUUCACUGAGAAGAAGUCCACUAUCAAGAAUGAAGCCAAAGAGCUCGGGUUGAAGUAUGCCCAGAUAUUGGGGCACCAGAACCACCAACAGAAGAUCAAACACGUGAAGGAUCUGAAAGUGAAGUCGUCGGAGUUGUUUCAGAAGAAUUUGGAUUUGGAGUCGAAAAAUUACAAGUUGAAUAAAAUGGUGGAGAAGCUGAUGAAGGAAGUCGAUGAUUUGAGGAAGCCUGGAAAAAAGAUGAGUCUGAGAGGAGAGGAUAAGGAAAAUAUGGGAAGUCCGAAGUUAGUGAAGGGAAUCCAAAGCCCCGGGCCGCUUAAAGAUAAGAAUUAG
Molecule: messenger RNA, 744 nt
Organism: Zophobas morio
Lineage: Eukaryota; Metazoa; Arthropoda; Insecta; Coleoptera; Tenebrionidae
Product: hyaluronan-mediated motility receptor-like
Exons: 2
Coding region: 1-744 (247 amino acids)
Molecular function (GO): hyaluronic acid binding
Source: RefSeq, a predicted model, not a curated record